Messenger RNA from Colletotrichum orchidophilum, 618 nucleotides. RefSeq lists its product as uncharacterized. NCBI's taxonomy places the organism in Eukaryota, Fungi, Ascomycota, Sordariomycetes, Glomerellales, Glomerellaceae. Gene Ontology annotation, molecular function: transmembrane transporter activity. The transcript has a single exon. Gene Ontology annotation, biological process: transmembrane transport. The record is from RefSeq and is a predicted model, not a curated record. Gene Ontology annotation, cellular component: membrane. The annotation marks the transcript as partial.
AUGGAGUUCAAGGACACCAUCACCCACCAUGAAGGCCCUGUUGGUCCUGGCGCCCACAAGGAGAUAUUGGGCGCAACCAGGGAGACUCUCGUUAUCGACAACGCCCUUGCAAAACGCGUGGUGCGCAAAUACGACUUGCGCAUCCUUCCGGUUUUCCUUCUCAUCAACCUCUUCAGCUUCAUAGACCGAGUCAACAUCGGCAAUGCCAGGAUCUUGGGACUGCAGACUGACCUGGCGCUAGACGUCGGACUUCGCUACAACAUCGCGUUGAUGUGUUUAUUCGUUUCAUAUUGCGUGGUGGAGCUGCCGUCUAACAUUGUCUGCAAGAAGGUUGGGGGCCACAUCUGGAUUCCGUUCCUGGUGUUUCUCUUCUCGGUGCUCACCAUUUGCACCUCGGUUGUCGAGAACAGGGACAGCCUUUAUGCCCUACGCUUUCUCCUAGGUUGUGUCGAAGGCGGCAUAUCGCCCGGCCUGGUUUGGCUCCUCUCGCAAUUUUACCGCAGAGACGAGCUCGGAUUCCGGACCAGUAUCUAUAUCUCCGCCGCGAGUGCCAGUGGCGCCUUUGGUGGUCUUCUGGCCAUCGGGUUAAGCAGCAUCCCGAGAUGGGGCCUCAUUCAC